Messenger RNA from Hydractinia symbiolongicarpus, 822 nucleotides. Its product is annotated as HIG1 domain family member 2A, mitochondrial-like. Gene Ontology annotation, cellular component: mitochondrion. The transcript has 2 exons. Lineage: Eukaryota; Metazoa; Cnidaria; Hydrozoa; Anthoathecata; Hydractiniidae. The record is from RefSeq and is a predicted model, not a curated record. Gene Ontology annotation, biological process: mitochondrial respirasome assembly. The coding region runs from base 78 to 377 and encodes 99 amino acids.
CGGGCGAGGAUAUGUUGUUUUAAAUUGUUGCUAAAUUGUUACAGGGCGCUAGAAACAUAAAAACUCUAUCGAUCACGAUGGCGGAUAAUGCUGCUGUAGCCUCCAAACAAUAUGAUGAACUUGAUUUUAGUUUUAUGCCUGAAAAUCCCGAGACGCAUUCACAAAAACUAGUGAGAAAAAUUAAAGAAAACCCUUUUGUACCAGUAGGUAUGGGAUUGACUGUUACAGCAUUAGUACUGGGGAUUGCAAAUUUUCAACGAGGAAACCAGCGUAACCAACAACUAAUGAUGAGAGCUCGAGUUGUCGCGCAAGGUGGUACCGUGAUGGCUUUAGUGGUCGGACUUUAUUUGGCUGCUACCAAAGAUAAGAAAAAAUAACUUUAACAUUUAUGUUUUAUUUAAACAAUAACAAUGAUGCCUUUAUUAACAUAACUUAAAAUGCGAAUGACAGAUUUAAUCAAACUGAAAGAUCAUUUCAUUGACUGGUGAAGAAAAGACAAUUGUAAUUUUUAGAAAAUAUUUAAUGCCGAACUUUUUUUUCUUACUCAGCAUUUAGUAUUGAUGACAUUUUUUGUACAUGGAAUACGCUACCAACGUUUUAACGUUUUCUCGAAUGCGAAAAAGUAAAGCCUAGUUAUAUAUAAAGAGCCGUGUGAUAAUUUGCUACUGGAUAUAAACCUGGAGUUGACGGUUUUCGAUAUAACUCGAAGAAUGGAGCAGAAGUUGUAGAUAGAUAAAAUUUGAAGACUUGUGAGUAUACAAUAAUUUUUUGAAUAAACUUGAAAUCGCUUAAUUUGCCAAAUGAGACUACGCUAACACGUUA